Messenger RNA from Oldenlandia corymbosa var. corymbosa, 2127 nucleotides. The record is from the annotation of a GenBank genome assembly. Lineage: Eukaryota; Viridiplantae; Streptophyta; Magnoliopsida; Gentianales; Rubiaceae.
GGUUGGGAUGUGUCACCUAAGUUGGUGGAGAAAAGUGUGUGCAAACAAUUAUAAAGUGUAGGAAAUGGAUGGAUUACUAAUGAUGAAAACUCUCACAAAAUUGUGGAACAAGAUAUAUCAAUUCCUUCAUUCCUUUCCCCAAAAUUCAUAACCAUAAGACCAAGUUCUUCUUUGAGAAGAAAACUGCGUAAAUGCCUCACUAUUAGACUCUCUAUAUAGCCAAGAUUCGAUAUUUUUGUCUCCCUGUUUUUGCUUACUUCUUUCCACCUUAUUCCUCAUUUUUAUGCAAACAGUUGGUCAGAGACUCAGAUCAGAUUUUAUGACCACUUCCCCUUUCUAUUUUCUUCAAAGAAACACCCUUCAAUUUGUUUAUAAAUAGCAUUAUUUUUACAUCAACUAUUUCAUUAACUCUAUUAAUACAUUUGCACACUGUUCCAUUCCUUAAAUCAUCAUAUACAAAACCUCUUCAUACAUUCCCAAAAAAAUGGCUUCUUCAUCAAUGCUAAUCCUUCUUGCAUCACUAACCAUAGUGUUGUUUGUUUCGCCAACGGUCGGAACAUCAAGAAAUUCAGCAGGAUUACUCGGGAAAAAAGAUGCACAAACAGCAGGAUUCCGAGUCACGUUAAAACACGUUGAUGCUGAAGCUGUCGCGUCCAGCAAUUUCACGAAAUUCGAGCUCUUAAAACGUGCGAUGAAUCGAGGAAAGAAAAGGGUGGCCAGGCUGAACCAAAUGGUUUUAGCCGCCACCGAUACAUCAGGCAGUCCUGAUGGUGAUCUCAAGUCUCCGAUUCACGCUGGAAACGGCGAGUUCCUGAUGGAAAUAGGCAUCGGAACCCCGACGACGACUUAUUCCGCUAUAUUGGACACCGGGAGCGACUUAAUCUGGACGCAAUGCAAGCCGUGUACUCAGUGUUUCGACCAAACUACUCCCAUAUUUGAUCCCAAGAAAUCGUCGACUUAUUCGUCGAUCUCGUGCUCCAGCGACUUAUGUAGAGCGCUUCCAAUGUCUUCCUGUGGGAGCGACGGAUGUGAAUAUCUCUACAGUUAUGGAGAUUAUUCCUCCACACAGGGAAUCAUGGGCAAAGAAACGUUCUCAUUCGGUGAUGUUUCCGUCCCGAAUAUCGGAUUCGGCUGCGGGGAAGACAACCAAGGUAGCGGUUUUAGCCAAGGCGCGGGGCUAGUUGGAUUAGGCCGUGGUCCUUUAUCACUUGUUUCUCAGCUUGAUGAGCCCAAAUUCUCUUACUGUUUGACCUCCAUCGACGAUACCAAGACCAGCACUCUUCUUAUGGGUUCAUUGGCUGGUUUGAACAAAACCGGAAACUCCGCGGUUCAAACGACGCCUUUAGUUGUGAAUCCAUCGCAGCCGUCGUUUUAUUACCUUUCACUCCAAGGAAUUACGGUUGGUGACACUAAAUUACCCAUCAAGAAAUCAGCCUUUGCACUCAAAAGCGACGGAAGUGGAGGUAUGAUUAUUGAUUCCGGGACGACGAUUACGUAUUUGGAAGAAAGCGCGUUUGAUGAGGUGAAGAAAGCGUUUACGUCGGAAAUGAAUCUUCCGGUGGAUAAUUCCGGCACGGCGGGGCUGGACUUAUGCUUUAAGUUGCCGUCGGGAGCUACGAAUAUCGACGUCCCGAAAUUGAUCUUCCAUUUUGAUGGCGCUGACGUGGAUUUACCGGCGGAGAAUUACAUCAUUGCGGAUUCGGGUGUGGGUUUGGCUUGCUUGGCGAUGGGGAGUUCAAGUGGGAUGUCCAUAUUUGGAAAUGUUCAACAGCAGAAUUACCUUCUGCUUCAUGAUCUGAAGAAGGAGACUUUGUCAUUCCUUCCAACUCAAUGCAACCAGUUGUAAUUAGUUUAAUUUUGAUUUGUUUAUCUCCAAUUUGCAAUUAUGAUCAAUUUGUAUCCAUUAAUUGUUUGUGUGGCCGAAAGUGAUUUUCUUACUUUGGCACUCCUAAUCAUUUAUAAGCUCAAUGAUAUUACAAUAAAUUGGGUUUGUACCACACACAUAAGUAAGUGGAAGAAGCAAUUUCGAUUGAGGUCAUCUCUCCACUCAUGUAUUUGGAGUAUUGGAUUAAUUUUUGGCCGAACUUUCGUUAAAAUUACUAGAAAUGAUUGACAAAAGUUUGAAAG